UACACAAGUUAGCGUUCAGUGGCCAGACACUGAUUCUAUGAGAGAAGAAUUGGAUGAUUUACAGAUUUUUUUAAGCACGAGGUGGGCUAUUUUAUUGAACUUGCAUGUGGAGAUGUUCCGUGUGAACAAUGUAGAGGAUAUCCUUCAGGUUCUUAUUGUCUUUGCUGUUGAGUCAUUGGAACUGGAUUUUGCUCUUCUGUUCCCUGAGCGACACAUGCUUCUCCGAGUGUUGCCUGUUCUUGUUGUUAUGGCAACGUCAUCUGAGAAAGAGAGCGAGUCACUAUACAAGAGGGUGAAAAUCAAUAGACUGAUCAAUAUAUUUAAGGUAUCGUCUCCGCUGAAGGUCUAAAAUGCC
Molecule: messenger RNA, 355 nt
Organism: Hibiscus syriacus
Lineage: Eukaryota; Viridiplantae; Streptophyta; Magnoliopsida; Malvales; Malvaceae
Product: protein PIR-like
Exons: 3
Coding region: 38-349 (103 amino acids)
Biological process (GO): regulation of actin filament polymerization; regulation of translation; cell morphogenesis
Cellular component (GO): SCAR complex
Molecular function (GO): small GTPase binding; RNA 7-methylguanosine cap binding
Source: RefSeq, a predicted model, not a curated record